AUGUUCAUGAGCCAAGACGAUUAAGACUAUUUUUUUAGUGAUGAAGACGAUUAAAUAUCACAAAUAAUCGAGCAAGAUUCUACAGGCAGAUUUUGUAAGUACAACGAGGAAAUUGGUAAGGGAGCAUAUAAGAGUGUAUUUAGAGGCUACGAUAAUCAGAGUGGUUGUGAAGUAGCUUGGAAUGUAUUUUAAUUGAACAGUGUUCCAGAAAAUGAAAGAAGAAGAGUAAGAUAAGAGAUUUCAAUUCUAAGUAGUCUUAAACAUAAUAAUAUCAUUAACUUCGUGCAUUCAUGGCAUAAUAAAUCAAAAAAGGAAAUUGUUUUCAUAACUGAAAUCAUAAAUGGAGGCUCGUUGAAAAAUUAUUUAAGGAGAAUCACUAGGCCAAAGUUGAAGGUGAUUAAAAAUUGGUGUAGACAGAUACUCCUUGGUUUGGAAUAUUUACACAAACAAAAUAUCAUCCAUAGAGAUUUGAAAUGUGAAAACCUUCUGAUUGACACAAAUAAUAAUGAAUUAAAGAUUGGUGAUUUGGGUCUCUCCAUUUAAUUGUAGCAAUCCUUUACAACUUCCGUUUUGGGCACUCCGGAAUUUAUGGCACCUGAAAUUUACUAGGAGCAUUAUGACACUAAGGUGGAUAUCUAUGCUUUUGGAAUGUGUCUAUUAGAGAUGGUUACUGGAGCGAAACCAUUUUGUGAGUGCAAGGGCGGAACUGGCUAAGUGAUCAAGAAAGUAAUUGAAUAGCAGAAGCCUCAGUCAAUUGAUGCUAUUCUGAACGAUAAAAUCAAAGCAAUUAUCUUAGAAUGCCUAAAACCUCCAGAAGAACGACCUUCUGCGACUCAAUUGUUAUCCACUCACUUCCAUCUUCAAGUUACCGAUAAUGACAACUCCCCUGUUCCAAUCAAUGACCAAUUCCUCAUGCAAUUGAGGGAUGACAGUAAAAGUAAUUGCAUCUUAAUCUCAGAUUCAUCCAUCCUAAAAUGCAAUCUAUCCAACAAAAUCAUGUUGACUACUGGCAGUAGCAAAUUUGACACUAAUUCUGAAGUCAGCAUUCAAAAACAAUCAUAACUAUUGGGAUUGAGAAAGAAAAAUCUAAUGAUUCAAACAGAAGAUGAAACAGAGCAAAUCUUUAAUAAAUGUUACAAAGAUUACAUUUGUUGUAGAAACGAUGAAUCUUUGCAAGAUCUUGAGUAGAGACAAGAGAAAGAAUUGUAAUUGUUGAAAUAAUUGCAUUUGCAACAAAAGCAAGAGUAUUUGAAGAAGACUUCGAAUAACGUAAACAUCAAGACUUCAACUUAACCAUUUUAAAGUUCUGGGUUUUUGUCACCUGGAUCCUAUUAAAAUUUCUUUGAUUUUCAACAAGAAUCCGUUUGUCCAAAACAAAUCAUUGAAAGCCCUUGUCUAGAAAAAAAUAGCAACAACAGACUGGUGAAAUUAGGAAUGAUAGCAGAUAAUAGCUCUGGGGUGUAACAACAAUUAAGCUAGUCUUAACAAGUUGGUAUUUAGAAUCAAAUUAUUGUAGAUAAAUCAUUAGAAGUCAAUAUUUGA
This is a messenger RNA of Paramecium tetraurelia, 1542 nucleotides long. RefSeq lists its product as uncharacterized. Gene Ontology annotation, cellular component: cytoplasm. The transcript is spliced from 8 exons. Gene Ontology annotation, molecular function: ATP binding; protein serine/threonine kinase activity. Gene Ontology annotation, biological process: protein phosphorylation; intracellular signal transduction. The record is from RefSeq and is a predicted model, not a curated record. NCBI's taxonomy places the organism in Eukaryota, Ciliophora, Oligohymenophorea, Peniculida, Parameciidae.